AUGACGCUAACCCAACCGCAAUCCAAGAAUCCUCCUUCUCUCCUCGUCGUUUCCGGUGGUUCCACUACUGCUCCGUCACACCCUUACCCCACACCGUCCCCGUCCUGGACACUCCCGUCGCCCUCCUACAUCACCGAAAACGGCUCCUCCGCUGCCGCCGCCGGCAACCUCAAGCCCGAAUACUUUACGGGAAUAGCUCCCUCGCCGUCGCGCCCAAACGCUCUCGCAACACCCCAGCCGUCGCCGCUAGCUGCGACGCACAAGAUUGCAACCAUAGAACCCCGACCGUCAUACCUCAUCUCGCCGGGCAUUGAACUCAACUCGUACACGAAUCAAGGCGGUCAACAGUCUUCGUCCUCGAUUGCGAGUGGUUCAGUGCCUGCUCCCUGGGCACCAAAACCUAGAAUCUGGAACGAAGACCCACUCAUCAACAAGGUCCAAGGUGCACCAAAAUCGCCAAGGGAGACGCAGCUGGGCUCGCCCAUAGCAAGGAUGCAGUCCCACAUCCCGCAGACGCAGUACCUGCUGCCUCUGAUGACGGCGACGCCGAGCGCCGAUGCGUUCGCGGCCGCGCCGCCCACUUUUGGCGGUGGACUGGGAACGGCGUUUCCUGAAUUCCUCCCAGUGCCGUCGACGACAACCUCGGACCUCGCCAAGCAGGACAACGCCGCCGCACAGCAUGACAAACCGGCAGUCGGACCCGCCGAGUACGCGGACGUGAGUUUAGGGGGUCUUGGUUCCAAACGUGUGAUGCGCAUCGCGGCGCACGCCAGGAGGAAGGGGUUGAGCGAGCGAGCAGAUCCGCUGACGAUCCCACAGGCACUGGCCGUCUACAAACAUAUUCGCAAUGCCAUCCCCUACAUCCGAUCCGCAGACAUGGUCCCCACGGCGCCAGGGCAGUCGUACCGCUCUGUGUUGGACUGUGCGAGCAACGCCAUCAGUAUCCUUUCUGGACUCCCGCCGCCGCGCGCGCGACCACCGCCCCAGGAGCCUGUCCCGAUCAAGCGCGCGCGCACGACCAACAACGAAAAGGACAAGCCAGCGACGUUUUGUCGUGGGUGCGGUGCGACGGAAACUCCCGAAUGGCGCCGUGGUCCUUUGGGCCCGCGAACGUUGUGCAACGCUUGCGGCCUCGUCCACAUGAAGAUGAUGCGCAAGAAGAAGAAGGCCGAGGAGAAGGCCGCCGCGCAGGCUGCCGGCGCCGCUGCUGCGUCUGGGGUCCUCGGGGGGCCACCACCACCGCCAGGCGGCAUCGGGCCGAAGUGA
Molecule: messenger RNA, 1266 nt
Organism: Trichosporon asahii var. asahii CBS 2479
Lineage: Eukaryota; Fungi; Basidiomycota; Tremellomycetes; Trichosporonales; Trichosporonaceae
Exons: 2
Coding region: 1-1266 (421 amino acids)
Biological process (GO): regulation of DNA-templated transcription
Molecular function (GO): sequence-specific DNA binding; zinc ion binding
Source: RefSeq, a predicted model, not a curated record